GGCGUUGUUUUGUUGUUGAUUUCUAAGUUACAGGUCGUUUAAGCUUUCUUUCUCUCUCUCUCUCUCUCUCUCUCUUUCUCUCUUCUCUCUAUUCUCCAUUUUUGAUCUUCAACUCUUCUCCAUACAAUCUUGAAGAAUUCAAAAGUUGUUUGGUUAAAGAGUUACAUUCUUCCAAGAAACCAAUUCUUGCACAUUCUGCUUUGAAAAUGGACACAUUGUUGGUGCCUCCAUGGUUAGAGUCAUUGCUAAGCACAGCUUUCUUCUCUAUCUGUCGAACGCAUGGAGAUGCAGCAAGAAGUGAAUGUAAUAUGUAUUGCUUAGAUUGUAGAGGUGAUGCAUUUUGCUUCUAUUGCCGUUCUUCAAGACACAAGGAUCAUCAAGUAAUCCAGAUAAGGAGAUCUUCAUAUCAUGAUGUCGUGAGAGUUGCAGAAAUUCAAAAGCUAUUGGACAUAAGUGGAGUUCAAACUUAUGUAAUAAACAGUGCAAGAGUAUUGUUUCUCAAUGAAAGGCCGCAGCCAAAAUCUGGGAAAGGAGUUUCUCAUAUUUGUGAAAUUUGUGGGAGAAGUCUUUUAGACCCAUUUAGAUUUUGCUCAUUGGGAUGUAAGCUUGUAGGAGUAAAGAGAAAUGGAGAUGCAAGAUUUAGCUUAGAGGCAAAGAAUGAGGAACUAAUAGAAAGAAGAGAAGGCAUAUCAAGAAUGGUAGUCUCAUCAAGAGAAGAUGAAGAAUUGCGUGAAGGGUCACAACAAGACAUUUACCCGCCCACGCCUCCUCCACCUCCUACUUCUAGUGCAAGAAGAAGAAAAGGCAUUCCUCAUAGGGCACCUUUUGGAUCCUAAUCCAAAAAAGAAAAAAAAAAUUACAAUUAAAAUUUGCCCCUUAAUUAAACACAAUUGGUAUAUUCCAUUCAUCUCCAUCAUUUCUUGCACAAAUUGCUCUUUCUUUAUUUCCUUAGGGUCAAUAUCUCGACUAAAGGAAUUGUAGGGUACCCUUUUGGUUGGGGGGGGUGUCCCAAAAAAACAAAAUAGGGGGUUAGUAAGUUACUUACCCUUUUGGAUUUGGGUCCCGUAUAACAAAAUUCUCUCUUGUGAAUUGAAACAAUAAUGUUAUUGAUAUUUGAUAAUUGAUAGUUUGCAAAUUCUGUACAUGUCAAUUAAGAAAUUAAAAACCAAGUCUUUGUUGAGUCUUUUU
Molecule: messenger RNA, 1188 nt
Organism: Jatropha curcas
Lineage: Eukaryota; Viridiplantae; Streptophyta; Magnoliopsida; Malpighiales; Euphorbiaceae
Product: protein RGF1 INDUCIBLE TRANSCRIPTION FACTOR 1
Source: RefSeq, a predicted model, not a curated record